AUGAAGAGGGAUCAUCAGCAAGCCACCUGCGGUUUCGGUGGCGGCCCGGAUGAAUCUGCAUCGGCUUCAAUGGCGGCGAGCUGUGGUGGUGGGAUUGGGAAAGGGAAGCUCUGGGAGGAAGACCAGGAUGCGAGCGGGAUGGAUGAAUUGCUUGCUGUUUUGGGUUACAAGGUCAGGUCGUCGGACAUGGCCGACGUCGCCCAGAAGCUUGAGCAGCUGGAGAUGGCCAUGGGGACGGCGCAAGACGACGGGAUUUCUCAUCUCGCCUGCGACACCAUUCACUACAACCCUUCGGAUCUCUCCGGCUGGGUCGACAGCAUGUUAUCGGAGUUCACCAACCCGCCCAAUAGCCAUUCCGCUGGCGGAAACGGCGGCGGAGGUGGCUCUUCCUCGAUUUCUUCAAUGGAUUUCUCCACCCCCACACAGUCCCACAAGUCCGCGGUCUUCAGAGACGAUUCCGAGUACGACCUCAGAGCAAUCCCCGGCGUCGCUGCUUACCCGCAAGCAGAUGAAUCGGACAAGGAUAGCUGCAGGAAGAGGAUGAAAACUUCAGCUGGUGGUUCUUCAAAUUCCGGUGGUUCUUCCCUCUUGGCCCCGGCGGCGGUAUCCUCGCCUUCUUCCUCGUCCUCGCCACCACCGCCGAUUGCUGCAGCCGACUCGGCCGGUGGUGCUGAUAGAUUCGCAGGAGGCCGGGGUCAGGCUCGUCCACACCCUCCUCGCCUGCGCCGAGGCGGUCCAACAGGACAACGUGAAGCUCGCCGACGCGCUCGUCAAGCACACGGGGUUGCUCGCGGCGUCACAGACCGGCGCCAUGAGGAAAGUCGCGACCUACUUCGCCGAAGCUCUGGCUCGGCGGAUUUACAAGAUCUACCCACAGGACUGCCUCGACCCUUCCUAUUCCGAUACCUUAGAGAUGCACUUCUACGAGACCUGCCCUUACCUGAAAUUCGCCCAUUUCACGGCGAACCAGGCGAUCCUCGAGGCCUUCGCCACCGCCAAUCGGGUCCACGUCAUCGAUUUCGGGCUGAAACAGGGGAUGCAGUGGCCGGCACUUAUGCAGGCCCUAGCAUUACGCCCCGGCGGGCCGCCGGCCUUCCGGCUGACCGGAAUCGGGCCGCCCCAGCCCAACAACACGGACAAUUUGCAGCAGGUCGGGUGGAAGCUGGCCCAUCUGGCGGAGACGAUCGGCGUGGAAUUCGAAUUCCGAGGGUUCGUGGCCAACAGCCUGGCAGAUCUGGAGCCGGAGAUGCUGGAUUUGCGCCCCGCCGACGUGGAGGCGGUGGCGGUGAACUCGGUGUUCGAGCUCCACCGCCUGCUGGGCCGGAGCGCCGGGAUGGACAAGGUGCUGUCGACGAUCAAGGCGAUGAAGCCGAAGAUCGUGACGGUGGUGGAGCAGGAAGCGAACCACAACGGGCCGGUGUUUGUCGACAGGUUUACCGAGGCGCUGCACUACUACUCCAGCCUGUUCGACUCGCUGGAAGGCUCGGCGGCGUCGCCGUCGUCGCCGACGACGGCGAGUCAGGACCUGGUGAUGUCGGAGCUGUACCUCGGGAGGCAGAUCUGCAACGUGGUGGCGUGCGAAGGCGGGGACCGAGUCGAGCGGCACGAGACGUUGACUCAGUGGAGGGCGCGGAUGGAAUCGGCCGGGUUCGACCCGGUUCACCUCGGGUCGAACGCGUACAAGCAGGCGAGCAUGCUGCUCGCCCUGUUCGCCGGCGGCGACGGGUACAGGGUGGAGGAGAACAACGGGGCGCUGAUGCUCGGGUGGCACACGAGGCCGCUCAUCGCGACGUCGGCGUGGCAGCUCGCGAGAUGAGUCGGGAGGCUGAGUCAACUCAACUCGGACUCGGUCUGGAAGACGAUGGAAGAUAG
Molecule: messenger RNA, 1872 nt
Organism: Linum tenue
Lineage: Eukaryota; Viridiplantae; Streptophyta; Magnoliopsida; Malpighiales; Linaceae
Source: the annotation of a GenBank genome assembly